This is a messenger RNA of Colletotrichum scovillei, 1276 nucleotides long. RefSeq names its product short-chain dehydrogenase. Gene Ontology annotation, molecular function: oxidoreductase activity. Lineage: Eukaryota; Fungi; Ascomycota; Sordariomycetes; Glomerellales; Glomerellaceae. The transcript has 2 exons. The record is from RefSeq and is a predicted model, not a curated record. Bases 404 to 1276 code for a protein of 290 amino acids.
GCUGUACCUGUUCUGACACUCCAAUGAUAUACUCACACAUUCAGACCACGAGAAGUCGACUUCAUUGCAGCCCAUUGGUCUCGUAGUUUGACUCGUUGGAGCUCUGUCAUCUAACGCGUCCAGCAAGUCCAUCGCCCGGGCCCGAUGGCUCUUACCCCACUACCGGUACCUCGUCACCUCGUCUAGGGCCGGGAAUGAGAACCGCGGGGAACCUCGGCAGCCCAGGGGUUUUCACCUUGGAGCUCCAAUGACACUUCGAGCCUUAUAGAGCUGUCCCUCAAAUCUCACCCUUGCCUUUGGAAUCAUAUACUGCGUAGCAACAUAUCGUCACUUGAGCUUGACUAGCUUCUACACCACAUCAAUCAAUUGAAGACAAGCCAACUACUUUGAGAUCAUCGCCAACAUGUCGGACCGCGUAGCACAAAUCGCAUCUCACCUGAACUACCCCAAGGGUAUGCUCGCCGGCCAAGUCGCCAUCAUCACCGGCAGCGGACAGGGAAUCGGCGCCGAAGCAGCGCGCCUCUUUGCCAACGAGGGCGCAAAGGUUGUCGUCUCCGACAUUGACGGCAAAAAGGCACAGCAAGUCGCAGACAGCAUCACCGCCGCAGGCGGCCAAGCCAUCAGUGUGCCCGGCGACAUGCUCUCAGCAGACUACAUCACCACCCUCGUCGCCAAAGCAGCAGAGUUCGGCGGCGGCAAGAUCCACCACAUCGUCAACAACGCCGGCUACACCUGGGACGGCGUCAUCCACAAGAUGACGGACAAGCAGUGGGACACCAUCAUCGCGCUGCACUCCACGGCCCCCUUCCGCCUCGUCCGCGCCGCGGCGCCCUACUUCCGCGUCAAGGACGGCGAGAACCGCUGCGUCGUCAACAUCAGCUCCACCUCGGGCGUCCACGGCAACGCGGGCCAGGCCAACUACGCCAUGGCGAAAGCCGGCGUCACGGGCUUGACCAAGACGAUUGCCAAGGAGUGGGGGCCUGCGUUUGGUGUUAGGGCGAAUACCGUUGCGUUUGGGUUCAUUAAGACGCGGUUGACGGAUGCCAAGGAGAAGGGUGCGUUUAUUACCGGGCCGGAUGGUGAAAAGAUUGCGCUGGGGAUCCCGCAGGCGCAGAAAGCGGCUGGGGCGGCUGAGCAGGAUGCGCAUGCUGAUAUUCCGCUACGGAGGCCUGGCUCGCCUACUGAGGCGGCUUCUGCGGUGCUUGCUGUUGUUAGUCCGCUGUUUAGCUAUGUGAGCGGCCAGACGAUCAUGGUGACUGGUGGCCGGAACAUGUAA